CGGAAAGAUAGAACAAAAACUACCCACACUCCCUCCCCACCCCGCUAACAAACCAACCUACAAAGUCAAAAGAAGCUAACUCUAACCGAAACAGCAACAGGACUUUACGUGCCACUCUAUGGACAGCCCAGUUGACAGCCCAGUUCAAUUUAUAUAGGUUUUAAGUUUGCACCAAAUAUGAAUAUCAUGUGUAUAAGCAUAAUAGGAUCACAAAAAUUCGAACACAAUGAACCAUUCUCAUUUUAUGAACAAACUAUUUAUAACUAACUAGGUUGAAUGAGCUAUACAAAUGUGUUGACAAAUAUGAUGUGGUUGACACGUGGCAGAGUUCGGACAAAAAAAAAAUUCACAUCAACAUAAAUCGUUAAUCUACUCAACAUCACUAACCGUGUUGUGACGAAAUGACUCCAAAUUUUGGUUCUACGAAUGUAUUUUGCCAAAUUUGACCAUAAGUAUCACAAACGUCAAAGUCAUAGCAAUCGUGAGUGAUUCUUUGUGUUAAAAAAACUCUCUGCUAAGAUUUUCAUCCAUUUCUCGUUAGAAGUCGGACCAGUGGAGGCAGGAAGAAGAGUGGCCCGGGCCCCUGAGAAGAAGUUUACUGCUCUCUUCAAUGCGCUAGUGGCCUUUUCGUAACGUGACUUAUUCCCCUCCAAUUAUCAUCCAUGGGAAUGUCUGCUUGAACCCUAAGAACUGCACGCAGAGAAAAUAUCAACCCAAUGUUACAACAGUCAAGCCUUGACAAAAAGCAUCAUUCCCAUUAAUGGUUUCCUGUGGAUGAAGGAAAGGGGGGAAAAAAGCACUAAAGCUCGAAAAAGGGUAUCUGUUACCUGUGGUAGCUAAUCUCUCUGUCGUUGCAGCAGGCUGCUUCUCAUAAUCUGAAAUGAGAACUCCCAAGCUUGCUACCACUUCCUUUCUACUCCACAGCUUGAUUAUCAUAUUUCUGUUCCUGAACUUCCAACUGCAGGCAAAUGGUUCAGGCAACAAUGAGACGGAUCGACUUGCCCUGCUGGAGUUCAAAAGUAAGGUGAGCAGUGACCCGGAUGGAGCUCUGAAAUCUUGGAAUGAUUCCGUCCAUUUCUGCAACUGGUUUGGUGUUGCAUGUGAUCCACUUCCUAGCCAGCGUGUCAUUUCCCUUGACCUCCAUGGCCAAAAUCUGGUGGGUACUCUGCCUCCGCACGUCGCCAACCUUACUUCUCUUAGAUACAUCAACCUCAUGGAGAACAGUUUCCACGGUGAGGUUCCACAACUACUUGGAAACUUGCUUCAACUCGAGCACCUCAAUCUCACCGACAACGCAUUUGAAGGCGAGAUUCCAACCAACCUGACCCGUUGCUCCCAGCUCAAGUACUUCUUGUUGGAAGCGAAUAAGUUUAGCGGGAACAUCCCGCUGGAGAUUGGCUCGUUGUCGAAGCUCGAGUUCAUCAGAGUUGGAACCAACAAUCUGACAGGAUGGCUCCCGCCUUCCCUGGGGAACCUCUCGUUGCUCCUCAACUUCGGUGCUGCGUAUAAUAACUUGACAGGAAGCAUUCCAGAAAGCAUAGGCCUGCUGCCAAGGUUAAGAUCAAUUACCCUUGGGAGCAACCAGCUAUUUGGUUCACUCCCUCCAUCCUUCUUCAAUAUCUCAACCAUCAGGACCAUUGCAAUUCCUUGGAACAACUUGCGUGGUCGAUUGCCGGUGGACAUGGACCUCGCCAUGCCCAAUCUCGUAAAUUUCGCCAUUUCCAGAAAUGAAUUCUUCGCAACCAUCCCUGAUUCAAUCUGCAAUGUCUCUCAGCUACAGAUACUGAAUAUGAACCGAAAUGACUUUGUAGGAAAGGUUCCUACUUGUCUCGGGAAACUUAGGAAUCUUACUUCCCUAUACAUGGCUGACAAUAAUCUUGGAAGCAAUUCGACGGGCGACUUUGCAUUUCUGGAGUCAUUGAGAAAUUGCAGUCAGCUGGACGGGGUGGGUAUUAGCAUCAACAAUUUUGGCGGCCCGUUACCAGAAUUUCUGGGAAAUCUGUCAACCACACUCACCAAACUGUUUAUUGGCUUCAAUCAAGUCACUGGAGUUAUCCCUGCAGGGUUGGUCAAUCUCUUCAACCUGACGGAUCUGGAGAUUUCCUAUAACUACUUGAUAGGCACCAUCCCUCCUUAUAUUGGCCAGCUUUCUAAUCUGCAGAGACUAACAUUGAAUGGAAAUCAACUUUCAGGUCAGAUUCCAUCCUCUAUAGGCAAUCUCAGUAAGUUGUCUGAACUGUAUAUAGGACAGAACAAACUCCAAGGUAACAUUCCACCCAGCAUUGGGAACUGCCUUCGAUUGACUGCCUUGGAUGUUUCAGAAAACAGAAUCACGAGAGCUAUACCUCCAGAGUUGAUGAGCCUUUCUUCGUUGUCCAUAUUGUUGAACCUGUCAAACAACCUUCUCACAGGCAACCUGCCUGCAGAAAUUGGGCAGUUGGAAAAUGUGAAUAUGUUAGAUAUCUCUAACAAUCAAUUGAAAGGGGAAAUUCCUAGCACCAUUUCCAGUUGCUCAAGUCUGGAAUACCUUUAUAUGCAGGGGAAUUCUUUCGACUCGGUUAUUCCUCCAGCUUUAUCGUCUCUGAAAGGGCUUCAGGAAUUAGAUCUUUCACGAAACAACUUCGAUGGAGAAAUCCCAGAAGAUCUACUACAAAUCCGCCUACAGUAUUUGAAUCUUUCUUUCAAUAAUCUGAGAGGUGAAGUGCCAUCGGAGGGGAUAAUUGCCAAUGCAAGCAUUGUAUCAUUGACAGGCAAUCCCAUGCUCUGUGGUGGUGCUCCAGAGUUCCUUUUGCCUAAAUGCCCAAAUAAGACCACCAAGAAUAGAAGGCCUCAAAAGUUGAAGCUAAUAGCCAUCAUUGUUAGCACAUCUCUAUCUGCACUUUUAGUGGUAAUGAUAGGCCUUGUACUAUAUUGCAAGAUGAGAAGACCAAACAAGCAUAUCCAUCAAGGAGAAGAUCGACUGGUGGACGACUUUGUGAAGCUUUCUUACAGAGACAUCCAUGAUGCGACCAAUGGAUACAGUCAUGAAACUGUUAUCGGGUCUGGUGGUAUUGGCACAGUGUACAAAGGUAACCUGGAGCAAAUGGAAGCACCAGUAGCUAUUAAAGUAUUCAACUUGCAAGAAAAGAAAGCAUAUAAGAGAUUAGUGGUGGAAUGCAAAAUAAUGAGGAAUAUCCGGCAUCGAAAUCUCGUGAAGAUUCUAUCUUGCUGCUCUAGCACAGACAACAAAGGUAAUGCUUUCGGAGCUCUAGUUUAUGAAUUUGUGGAGAAUGGGUGCCUCGAUAAAUGGCUGCAUUGCGGUAAUGAUGGCAUCAACACAUCACACCAUCUCAGUCUUCCCCUAAGACUCAAUAUUGCAAUAGAUGUGGCAUCUGCAUUGCACUAUCUUCAUGAUCUUAGUGGAACAUCAAUCGUUCAUUGCAAUUUGAAGCCAAGCAACGUGCUCCUAGACCAUGACAUGGUAGCUCAUGUGAGUGAUUUCGGUCUAGCGAGAAUCCUCUCACCAUCUGAUACAAAUACAGCAAGCACAAUUGGGCUAAACGGGAUGGUUGGCUAUGCAGCACCAGAAUAUGGGACGGGCUCCGAGGCAUCCAAGGAAGGGGACGUGUACAGCUACGGAAUCCUUGUGCUGGAAAUUCUAUCAGGAAAAAGACCAACAGAUGAAAUGUUCAAGGAUGGUAUGAAUAUACGCAACUUUGUCAUGGCCGCAUUGCCAUCCAUACUUCCAACCUCGAUUGAUCCUUCAAUGCUGAUAUCUGGAAAAAAUGACGGAAUUGACAAGAAGGUGGAAGACUGCUUGAUCUCCUUGCUUGAACUGGGAGUGAAGUGCACAGCAGAAGCGCCGAACGAACGGAUGAAAAUGGCUGACGUUACCAGGAAGCUACAGACUAUCAGAAGUACCUUUCUAGCAAAAUCUGUCCGCUCAUAGCGACGGAGAAGACGGGUGGAUGGCCGGCAUGCUAACCACAGCAGCAAAUUUCCAGAUAUGUUCAGAACUCGAACGUGGACACUUAUUAUACAACUGUGAACUGCUUCUGUUUUAAUAUUCAAACUGCAUUCACCUCAGACCUCAAGCGGUGUAUAAUAAGUACCUUAUUUAGCAAUUAUCUCCGGGCAGGGGAUUUCAGAGAUCAAAACCCCUGGGAUCCUGGAAAAUGAGCAGGAGCAGAAUUGAUGAAUCCUGCUCUAUAAAUCUCUACUCAACUAGCAACCAUAUCACGAAGGACUAGCCGAUUAAACACUCUCAAACAUA
Molecule: messenger RNA, 4252 nt
Organism: Linum trigynum
Lineage: Eukaryota; Viridiplantae; Streptophyta; Magnoliopsida; Malpighiales; Linaceae
Source: the annotation of a GenBank genome assembly